Molecule: messenger RNA, 594 nt
Organism: Leptosia nina
Lineage: Eukaryota; Metazoa; Arthropoda; Insecta; Lepidoptera; Pieridae
Source: the annotation of a GenBank genome assembly
AUGCCAUUGCCGUUUAAUAAAAAGUUGGAUCUGAAAUUGUUAGAAUUAGUAAAACAAAACCCUAUGAUUUACAAUACAAAACAUCCAAAAUUUGUCGAUUUCGAUGCUAGAGAAGUUAUCUGGCAGAAAAUAGGUGAUACUUUAAAUAAGCCAGCUGGAGUUUGUAAAUCUCGCUGGGUCAAUAUACGGGACAUGAUGCGGCGAAGGCUUCGAAACCGUUUUCGGAAUCCACAGGCUAAAAGUUACCAUUAUAAAUAUGAAGAAGAAAUGUCCUUCCUUCUACCGUACUUUAAAGAAAUGAGCAAUGAAUACGAGGACUACUUGGAAGAAGCGAGUGAGAUCGAAAUAUCAGCGGAUGUAUUUGGUGCAGAUGUUUUUGAUGGAAAUAUUUCUACAGAGCAGUUUGACCGUCAAGAUCUAAAGUCAACUGAUGCUUUAGAUGUCUUCUUGAUCACGGUUGGAAAUACAUUACGGAAGUUCUCUCCAUAUUACCUGAACCAGGCCAAAAGUAAAAUAUUUCAAAUUGUACAGGACUAUGAAUUACAACAGAUUAUGGAUAAGGAGGAACAGCCUAAUACAAGCAAUGAUAGAUAA